UGACAAGCGUGGGAUGCGCUACACAGUCCCACUAUAUUGCAAGCAUUCCCGUUAGUAGUGCAUCAUCGGUUACACCUGCCUACUCCGUUGUUGUGGCUGGCGCUUUGGGAGCGGUCUUUAUUUCGCAGGGAGCUUUUAGAGAAGAGAAAGCUUGUUGUUCAUCAGACAUCCCGUCAAAAGAGGCGAAAAGAACAAAUUCAGCACCACAGGAUUGAGGAGAGCGUCCGGAUUUGAGGCAAUUUUCCACCGGAGAGGAGGAUUUUAUUUUGGGAAUACACUACCACGCAAGGCGAUUUACACACUUUGUGGACCUGCACGUGCCAUCUCUAAAGGUUGAAGAGACCAUGACGACUGCCACCUCCCCAAUCUUGUUGAAAUGGGACCCAAAGAGUCUUGAAAUCCGCACGCUGACUGUGGAGAGACUUCUGGAGCCCCUCGUUACACAGGUGACUACUUUGGUAAACACAAGCAACAAAGGACCAUCCAGUAAGAAAAAGGGACGCUCCAAGAAGGCUCAUGUCUUGGCAGUCUCAGUUGAACAGGCUACUCAAAACUUCUUGGAGAAGGGAGAGCAGAUUGCUAAAGACAGCCAAGAUCUCAAAGAGGAGCUCAUUGCUGCCGUUGAUGAUGUCCGUAAACAAGGAGAGACUAUGCGCAUUGCCUCCUCAGAGUUUGCUGAUGACCCCUGUUCCUCAGUGAAACGUGGCACCAUGGUGAGGGCUGCCCGGGCCCUGCUGUCUGCUGUCACACGCCUGCUCAUCCUUGCCGACAUGGCUGAUGUUAUGAGGCUGCUGGCCCACCUUAAAAUUGUGGAGGAGGCCCUGGAGGGAGUUAAGAAUGCAACCAAUGAACAGGACCUGGCAAACCGCUUCAAAGAAUUUGGGAAAGAGAUGGUGAAGCUUAAUUAUGUAGCAGCCCGGAGGCAGCAGGAGCUGAAGGACCCUCAGUGUCGAGAUGAAAUGGCAGCUGCUCGUGGAGCUCUGAAGAAGAACGCCACCAUGCUGUACACUGCCUCACAGGCCUUUCUGCGCCACCCAGACGUGGCGGCUACACGUGCCAACCGGGACUACGUGUUCAAGCAAGUGCAGGAGGCCAUCGGAGGCAUUUCCAGUGCCGCUCAGGCCACCUCCCCUUCCGACGAUAAGCACAGCCAUGCUUGCAUCGGGGAACUGGCUGCUGCCCUCAAUGAGUUUGAUAACAAAAUAAUCCUGGACCCUCUGACAUUCAGUGAGGCCCGUUUCCGGCCUUCUUUGGAGGAGCGCUUGGAGAGCAUUAUCAGUGGUGCCGCAUUAAUGGCAGACUCUUCGUGCACACGUGAUGACCGACGCGAACGCAUCGUGGCUGAGUGCAAUGCUGUUCGACAGGCCCUCCAAGACUUGCUGAGCGAAUACAUGAACAAUGUAAGUGCACCUUUUGUAUUCACUGGACUCAAUACACUCUAUAAACACCCAAGUAAGAAUCUUUACCAGAAAGCACUUCUUAAGUACUUAUUGCACCCAGGAUACAUUUAGGCACAGUGCUUUGGUAAACAGUAAACAUAGUUUCCUCAGUUGACACUUGGAGAAUGGAGCAGUCCCAUUUAUGCAGCCAAUCUCAUUUGCGGCUUGAGAUGCCAAUCUGCCCUCUCAGACAGGGAGGAAAGAGGUAGCAGAGAGUGGGGAGAAAAGCAUUUAUUCACCCUGACACUGAUCAGAUAAACGCAAAAUGAUAAAUGCUGUCUCUUCUUAUUUCCUUUAACCUGUGUUAACAUUUUGCUCAAAACGGAGGGCCUACAGUUUUGCUCUGCUGCUUUUGAAAUAUGUAAUCAAAGCAUCUCUACGAUUCAGUUUGUAUGAGGCGAUGUGGUUACGAAUAGGGCUGCAUGAUGCAGUUGUCAUGGUGAUUCAUUUCACAAAAUUGUGAACAAGAAGGGCUGAUAACUGCCUUUUUUUAUUAUUCUGUGUUAGUUUAAGUGUAAAAUUACUUAUUCAUAAGUUGAAUUUGGAAUAUUCAUUUGAAAAUGACACAUUUAUAGCUUUUAAAAAGACUGUGCUUUUACCCAAAAUGGCAAUUACCCUGUCAUGUAAAUUAUAGCUGACUGCAAUGAAAAUCAUAAUUAAAAAAAAAUGUUCAUUUGGGGAUUUUACAAUUGUAUCAACAAUGGCCGCAAAAUACAUAUCAUUCAAAUGUUAGAAAGGAUGUCUAAUCACCAUCACCGAGCCUGAUGUGAUACACAAUAUGACAUUAAAGAUAAACAUUGAAAUACAUAUACAUACAAGUCUACUCCGAUUGCAAGCUGAUGUGAUUCCCUUCAAGUUCAAUCUGCCUCAGCGUAGUUUGCAAAUUGCAUCAAUCUUGGACAAAUUGCCUUCUUUCUUGACAAAUCCAAAAUUUAGCCUAACGCAUGGAAUUCUUCAGAACAUGUACCUCUGCCUUCACCAUGACACGUGCUUUGUUUAAACUCACAGUAGCAUAAGAUUUGUCAUUGAUGAGACAACAGCUAGAUGACUUGAAACCCAAUAGGCAAAAUCAUUUUCAUUCAAUCAAUUCUCAAUACGUAUUACAGCCAAAUGGUUUUCAUAUUAAUUACACACACACACAACAUUGUAAUAAUGACACUUGAAGCUAUCCUUAACUUUGAGUGUAUUUUUUUCCCCUUUCACUGGGACAGUUUAGACACAAUAUUCAUACUUUGACAACACUUGUAUUUAAUUAAUUUUUAUUGGUAAAUGACACAAGAAACUGUUUUUUAUUAUAUAUAUAUAAUUCAUUACCAUGCGCUGACCAGAAUUCUUUUAAGAUCAGAGUUAUGAAUAAUUACCAAAAAUGUGAAAAACAACGAAAGUUGAUGUUUUUUUUUUUCUUAUUUACUUCUCUUAAAAUAAAAAGUAGUUUUGACUUCAACUCAAAAUUUGGCCAUCAUAUAAAUAAUUGGUGGCUUAACGACAUACUGUAAAUGAAAAAAUAAAAUACUCAUUGCUUGAACGAGCUAAAUAUAAAUAAGAUUUUAUCAAAACAAGAUUAGAAGUAUUUUUUUAUGUUUGGAUACUAAUAAUUAAUUUUUAAAAAAUCAUCAGUUCAGUCCUGCGUAAAGCUUUUUUUUUUAUUUCAGCCACCAUAAUACUCUGAAUAUUAGGGACUGACCCACAUGUGCUAUUAGACUGGUUACAUGGAGUCCCAGAUGUAGACCCAGCUGUUGCCACGUAUUAUCUCACAGACUGACCCUGAUCAUUUAUUUUAAGAGUGAGGCAAAGCAUUAGGAAAAAUCGGCAUAGGCCUAGAAAAUUGAAAACAAAACACAUCAUGUAUAAUAAUGACCAAACAAUGAUAAUAAUACCGGUAAUAACGAUGACCAUUAAUUUGCAGUUCCUUUACCUUCAUCUGUGUCAGUGUAAUGAAUAUUCAGCUUCCAACCUUGCCCCCAUUCUCUUAGCACUUUCCCCCUCUGCAGCUGCAGCCACAGGUCUACCUGCUGUGCCAUAUGUACGUAAGAAUAAUGACUCCGCCGUCAUUAUUAUUUAUUCAGCGGUACCCAUACUGCAUGUAAAUGAGCCGCUUGCUAUAGGCCGCCCGCAGAAUUAGCCCCUGUAAUGAAUGUAAUUAAAGUGCCCUAUUGGACCUGUGUCUGUUUUAAUAAAGUUAAUAUUCUGACAGUUUGCUCAUUUUAUAGGAGGUGGGAGGGCUUGUUGUGCGAGAAGUAUUAUAUAUUCAGAUUUAGUUAUUAUUAAAAAUAAUACGUUCCCUGCAAUGCUUGAAGUGUAGUUUACAUAUUUUAUCAUAUUUUGCUUAUUUCUUUUAAUGUAUUCACAGCAUCCAUGAGCAGGGUUUGUAAACAAAUGUCUCGACUUUUUAUGUAGUAAUAUCCUACUGAAAAGAAGGUGACAUUUAGACGGGAGUGAACAAUGAGAGAACUGGUCCGAGAACGGUUUAAGGCUCAAAGACAGUACUGUUCAUUCUUAGUGUGGUGAUCCUGAUUAUAACCCACCUGUUAUAAAAGAAGCAGUGCAACGGCACCCACGCAUUGCCAUUUGUCAUCACCAUCUCCUUGCAGCCCACUGCAGUACAUGCCACCCGUGAUUUA
Molecule: messenger RNA, 4060 nt
Organism: Phyllopteryx taeniolatus (common seadragon)
Lineage: Eukaryota; Metazoa; Chordata; Actinopteri; Syngnathiformes; Syngnathidae
Gene: ctnna2
Product: catenin (cadherin-associated protein), alpha 2
Exons: 8
Coding region: 345-1511 (388 amino acids)
Biological process (GO): cell migration; cell-cell adhesion
Cellular component (GO): actin cytoskeleton; catenin complex; adherens junction
Molecular function (GO): beta-catenin binding; cadherin binding; actin filament binding
Source: RefSeq, a predicted model, not a curated record